Lindgomyces ingoldianus is the source of this 564-nucleotide messenger RNA. RefSeq lists its product as uncharacterized. The record is from RefSeq and is a predicted model, not a curated record. The coding region runs from base 1 to 564 and encodes 187 amino acids. The transcript is spliced from 3 exons. NCBI's taxonomy places the organism in Eukaryota, Fungi, Ascomycota, Dothideomycetes, Pleosporales, Lindgomycetaceae.
AUGUUCGACGUUUACGAUACAGCUAUCCGAUGCGGCGUCAAUGCCGAAAAAGGGUCUUUGAGCUCUGAAAUCUUGGUUGUAAAUGCAGGUGAUGAACUAUCUGCUGGUGUGUGGAGCAGCCCAUCAAACCAGAUAACACACGGCGGGCCAGGCAUGUUCUAUCUGGCAAAGGCUCCGGACGGCGUUGACUUGAGGACCUGGGAUGGGAACGGGGAUUGGUUCAAGAUCGGAGAACUGGGUUGGAAUACUAAUACCAAAGCAGGGUGGCUGGCCGACGUAGAGCCUCAUUCGAUGAACGUUACGAUUCCAAAAACAACUCCACCAGGGAAAUACUUACUGCGCAUCGAGCAUUUAUUCUUAAGAACCGAAAUAAAGGAGACCAACUUCUUUGUUUCAUGUGCGCAGCUAGAUAUCAAAGGAAACGGUGGUGGAACGCCUAGCCCAACUGUCAAAUUUCCUGGGGCGUAUGACGACUUUGACGAGGGAAUUUGGGCACCUCUUUGGACUCAAGGAUAUUGGUUGAAGGGCUACAUUCCCCCUGGACCGCCAGUUUGGACGGGUUAG